CCCUAGGGUUAGGGUUUGGCGAGCGAGGAGGCAGCGGGCGAACGAAAGAGAGGCAAGAAGCUCCAACGAACACUGAAAUGGUGAAAUUCUUGAAACCAAACAAGGCUGUGAUCCUUCUCCAAGGCCGGUUCGCUGGCCGGAAGGCCGUUAUCGUCCGCUCCUUUGAUGACGGCACUCGCGACCGCCCCUACGGCCACUGCCUCGUCGCCGGCAUAUCGAAGUACCCGAAGAAGGUGAUUCGCAAGGACUCGGCCAAGAAGACUGCCAAGAAGUCUCGCGUGAAGGCGUUCGUGAAGCUCGUGAACUACAACCACAUCAUGCCCACUCGCUACACUCUCGACGUCGAUCUCAAGGACGUGGUCUCUCUGGAUGCGCUGCAAUCGCGCGACAAGAAGGUCACGACCGCGAAGGAGAUCAAGGCUCGGUUCGAGGAGCGGUUCAAGUCCGGCAAGAACCGGUGGUUCUUCUCCAAGCUACGGUUUUGAAACUUAUAUUGAUUUGAUUCUGGUCCUACUGUUAUCUUUUUGGGUUUUUCAGUAUUCGGAUUUGGGAUUUCAAUAUUAGUUUUGGUGAAAUAUUGACGUUUAAAAUUUUCAAUUGUUAGAUGUGAUUUAAAGGUUAAUUUUCGUUAUUAUUCAA
Diospyros lotus (date-plum) is the source of this 639-nucleotide messenger RNA. RefSeq names its product 60S ribosomal protein L27-3-like. Lineage: Eukaryota; Viridiplantae; Streptophyta; Magnoliopsida; Ericales; Ebenaceae. Gene Ontology annotation, biological process: translation. The record is from RefSeq and is a predicted model, not a curated record. The transcript has a single exon. The coding region runs from base 78 to 485 and encodes 135 amino acids. Gene Ontology annotation, molecular function: structural constituent of ribosome. Gene Ontology annotation, cellular component: cytosolic large ribosomal subunit; ribosome.